Molecule: messenger RNA, 639 nt
Organism: Lipotes vexillifer (Yangtze River dolphin)
Lineage: Eukaryota; Metazoa; Chordata; Mammalia; Artiodactyla; Lipotidae
Gene: BCL2L11
Product: BCL2 like 11
Exons: 5
Coding region: 217-639 (140 amino acids)
Biological process (GO): meiosis I
Source: RefSeq, a predicted model, not a curated record
AGCACUUUCGGCAGAACAAUGGGGCCGGAGCGGGGAACGCGGCCAGCCGCCUGCAAUCGCUGCAUCUGCGCCCGCUCCUGGGCUCCAGCGGUGUAUCUGAUCCCGGGAAAUCAGAGCCCGCUGGGAGUUUUUGACUUACUCUAGUCGGGCCUGAGCAAAGAGCACAUGUGAAUAGAUCUCAAACAAGCAGCCUCUCCUAAAACAAAAAAAGACCAAAUGGCAAAGCAACCUUCCGAUGUAAGUUCUGAGUGUGACAGAGAAGGUGGACAAUUGCAGCCUGCCGAAAGGCCUCCUCAGCUCAGGCCUGGGGCCCCCAUCUCUCUACAGACAGAGCGGCAAGACAGGAGCCCGGCACCCAUGAGUUGUGACAAAUCAACACAAACCCCAAGUCCUCCUUGCCAGGCCUUCAACCAUUAUCUCAGUGCGAUGGCUUCCAUGAGGCAGUCUCAGGCUGUACCUGCAGAUAUGCGUCCGGAGAUAUGGAUUGCGCAAGAGUUGCGGCGUAUUGGAGACGAAUUUAAUGCAUAUUACCCAAGGAGGGUCUUUCUGAAUAAUCACCAAGCAGCCGAAGGUCACCCGCAAAUGGUUAUCUUACGGCUGUUACGCCACAUCAUCCGUCUGGUGUGGAGGAUGCAGUGA